ACACAAGAAAACACACACAAAGAAUCUUGGGUGGUUAGCUAAAUCGCUUAUAGAAAACUCAGACCUCCUUUUAAGCAUAUAAAUCCCCCAUUAUUCAUUGACAAUCAACCAAGUAGUAGCAUACACCUUCUUCUUCUUCUUCACCAUUGAUACCUUUUAAACCCCCCGCCCCCUCUCAAUUCUAUACCAAUGGAAAUCCAGUUCCAACAACAAAAAUCAGUUAUUCCUGUUAGCAAGGGGAGCAAAUUCAAGGGAAGAAAUAAAAAGAUCAAUAAGGUUAACAAGUUUGUUGGUGUAAGACAAAGACCUUCUGGUAAAUGGGUAGCUGAGAUCAAAGACACAACUAAAAAUAUCAGGAUGUGGCUUGGCACCUUUGACACUGCUGAAGAUGCUGCUAGAGCUUAUGAUGAAGCUGCUUGCCUUCUCCGUGGUUCCAAUACUCGCACCAACUUCGUUACUCACGUCUCCUUCGAUUCUCCUCUUGCUUCUCGGAUUCGUAAUCUUCUUAACACCAAAAAAGAAGCUAAACAACAAACUGUUCUAGCCUCAGCCCCCACAAGUUUUAGCCUCAGCCUCAGCCCCAGCCCCAGCCCCAGCCCCAGCCCCAGCAGUAGUAUUACUACUAGCAGCGGUAGUUGUAAUAGCGGCGGAGGCCUAAGCAAUGAGAAUUCUUCUCCUGUUGAAAUGGUUCAAGAUACUCAGCUGUUUGAUGAUGCAUAUAAACCUGAUAUGAGCAAUUGCACAAGGGAAUUAGAGUGUGCAUCUUCUCAAUCAGAUUUUUCUUAUACCUGUGAAACAGGGUUUAAUAGGUUUCUUUAUACACAAGAAAUCAUGAAUUUUCCAGAGGAAACUGGCUCCGAGUUAACAGAAUUCGAGAGGAUGAAAGUGGAAAGACAAAUAUCAGCUUCGCUUUAUGCAAUGAAUGGAGUUCAAGAGUGCAUAGAAACAGUCCAUGAAUCUGGUGAAGCCUUGUGGGAUCUUCCACCACUAUGCUCUUUGUUUUCCUACAAGUUCUGAAACAUGAUCUUCAAUAGGUCUUAGCUUCAAUUUAUCCUUGUAAAAUCAAGAGAGUAGAUGAUUUAGGUUUCAUUGCUUGUUAUUGUAGGUCACAAGGACAAAAUAACAGCCAGGGACCAGAGAUGAUCUCCAUCUUGUAAAAAGUCAACUUUUCCUUUGGAAGGUCUUAUCCAUCUCUCAAUAUAAAAAAGUCUGUGAAAUCAUGCUGAUUUAA
Messenger RNA from Gossypium raimondii (Peruvian cotton), 1231 nucleotides. RefSeq names its product ethylene-responsive transcription factor ERN1. Gene Ontology annotation, biological process: regulation of DNA-templated transcription. Lineage: Eukaryota; Viridiplantae; Streptophyta; Magnoliopsida; Malvales; Malvaceae. Gene Ontology annotation, molecular function: DNA-binding transcription factor activity; DNA binding. The transcript has a single exon. The record is from RefSeq and is a predicted model, not a curated record. The coding region runs from base 190 to 1017 and encodes 275 amino acids.